AUGGACUGGUCAAAGCCCCACGUGGCAGCCGUAUUGCUGUCAGCCUCAUCUUCCUAUGCUCAAGACAUUGGCGAUACCUUCACCGUGAACUGCAGGCCACUAACCACCCAACGCCGUGACCCUAUUAUCAGUUUUGGCAAAGACACAUCCGAUCAUGUACAUGCGGUAAUCGGUGGCACCGCAUUCAAGGGCGAUACCACAAACGAGGAUGCCCUCAACUCGAAUGCCACCACCUGUGACAAGAUCCUAGACCACUCUAUCUAUUGGGUCCCUACUCUAUACCACAUCAAUAAUGAUGGUAGGUACGAGCUUGUUAAAUUCACGGGAAGCGCUGUUUAUUAUCAAAACCGCGCGUGUGACUACCAAAAGGGCCGGACCAGAUGCCCGAGCAUUAAGGAAAAUUUCGCGAAGGCGUUUCCGAAAGGCCUGAGGAUGAUUUCAGGAAAUAAGGACCUCCGGAUGUUCAACAAGAGCGACAUAACGCAGCGUGCCAUCAAUCACCACUGCUUGGGGCCCAUCGACCAGGAAACCAACAGCCUUCCCGUCGUUCAUUGUGAUACUAUUCGAUCUCAAGUUACAUUCCCACCAUGCUGGGACGGUGUCAACAUCGACUCGGCUGAUCACAAGAGUCAUAUGGCCUUCCCCGCAAUUGGUGAUUACAACGGUGGUGUCUGUCCCGAGUCACACCCUAUCGCUCUUAUCCAGUUGUUCUACGAAUUCGGAUUCGAUACUAGGAAGUACACUGACCGCAACUUUGUCUUCGCCCAGGGAGACAAGACAGGGUAUGGGUUCCAUGGCGAUUUCAUUAACGGAUGGACAGACCUCGAAAGGCUUGGCAACGCCCACCGCACCUGCACAGGGCCCCAACGUGUUGAUGCGCCAACAUGCUCUCUCAAUGUCGGCGCCGACGGAUCCGCUGGGCAUGCUUCAAACCAGAUCCCUGAAUACCCUGCCCCGGCUGAAGAUAUUGGACUGAACGGUCCUCUCUCGGCCCUUCCUAAUGACAAAAUUCCUACUGGCGAGACACCUCUAGCAAAGCUUAGCAGCCGAGUUUUCCCUAGCGACUACUAA
Xylaria bambusicola is the source of this 1071-nucleotide messenger RNA. RefSeq names its product WSC domain-containing protein. The transcript has 4 exons. Lineage: Eukaryota; Fungi; Ascomycota; Sordariomycetes; Xylariales; Xylariaceae. The record is from RefSeq and is a predicted model, not a curated record. The coding region runs from base 1 to 1071 and encodes 356 amino acids.